AUGAAAGCGGCAAAACUGUUUUGCGUUCUUUUCGUUCUUGCGAUUGCAAGGGUGCAAGGUGCCGCUCAGCAGGAGGGAGUUGAUCAUCAGAAGCGAGCUAUUGGACAUGGGUACGGGCUGGGAUUAGGGCUGGGAGCAACGGCCUUCGGAGCUACGGCUCUGGCAGCACCAGCACUAGCUGCGCCGUUGACGGCACCCAUCGGAGGACCAAUCAUCGGUGCACCGAUCGGGCCGAUUGGGCUGCCAGCUGGGCCAAUCGGUAUUCCAGCCGGACCAAUCGGAUUGCCGGCCGGACCGAUCGGACUCCCGGCAGGACCGUUCAUCGGUGGCGCAUUUGCACCAGCCGCCAUUCCCGCGCUUCCAGCUCCCGGUCCGGUGUUUGCUCCCGCACCGCCAACAGUGGCCGUUGCACCCACGGUGACGCGUAACAUUUUGACCACCGUACAACAACCCGUCCCCGUACCCUACCCGCAACCCGUCCCCGUCGACCGUCCCGUACCCGUGCCGGUGCACGUGACCGUACCCGUCGAUCGUCCCGUGCCGGUACCGCAUCCGGUCGCCGUUCCCGUCCAUGUCCCCCGUCCUUAUCCGGUUCCGGUGCCUCAGCCAUAUCCUGUCACCGUUACGCGAACCGUGGGUGUUCCAGUGCCUCAGCCAUACCCGGUACAUCAUGCCGUACCGGUACCGCAACCCGUCCCAGUGCCACAACCGGUCCCGGUUCCACAGCCUGUGCCCGUACCGCAUCCGGUGGCUGUACCGCAUCCGGUGGUGGUACCGGCGCCUGUUCCCACGCUUCCCAUCGCCCCGUUCCCGGCCUACGGAUACGGUGGUUUUCUGCCUUCCUAUGGCAAGGUGUACGGUGGUGGUAUCACGCUGCAGAAGGUGUACACCGGCCACAGUCACGGGCUCGGUUUGUUGGGAUUGAAGAAGUAUCUCGGUUAA
Messenger RNA from Anopheles marshallii, 942 nucleotides. RefSeq names its product tetra-peptide repeat homeobox protein 1-like. The coding region runs from base 1 to 942 and encodes 313 amino acids. NCBI's taxonomy places the organism in Eukaryota, Metazoa, Arthropoda, Insecta, Diptera, Culicidae. The record is from RefSeq and is a predicted model, not a curated record. The transcript has 3 exons.